Copidosoma floridanum is the source of this 1163-nucleotide messenger RNA. Its product is annotated as chymotrypsin-2-like. Gene Ontology annotation, molecular function: serine-type endopeptidase activity. Gene Ontology annotation, biological process: proteolysis. The record is from RefSeq and is a predicted model, not a curated record. Lineage: Eukaryota; Metazoa; Arthropoda; Insecta; Hymenoptera; Encyrtidae.
UUAUUAUUAUUAUUAUUAUUAUUGUGAGGUAUUAUUUUCAUAACUUAAAAUAGUACGAUAUCGUAAGUGAUAAGUAUUUAUCAUUCUUAAAUAGUUUACUAAUACUUAGAGCGACUUUAGAUUCUACAUUAUUUCUGUCAUAAAUAGAAUAAAUGCUGCAUUAUACUAUGGCAAUUACAAUUGACUGGAGAGUUAAACGUUUCAAAAUUGUAAUAAUUAUUUACCUAAUGCUAAUCUUCUUCAAAGCUGUUAACACCUUAGCUUACAGUCAGAAUACUGACCUAUACGAAGGCAGUUCCUGCGAUUUAAACGAUAAUAAUAAGAAUGGAAAAUGCGUAAUGCUGCCACAGUGUCCCUUAAUGCUUCAACAGAUCUUAAGGAAGGAACGUCGCACAAGUAAUGACAAACGUUGUGGCUUUAAAGGUUCAAUUGAGAUUGUUUGCUGCUCAGUAGCAGAGAUUGAACGAUAUGGACGCUUUAAUUACUCUAGACUUUACCAAAUUGAGCAAACAACUGUAUUCAGCACUACAAGCAUGCUUCUUUCAUCAAUAAAAAAAAAUUCAAAAACUACUUCAUCUUUAACUCAUCCAGGAGUUCUUAAUUUUCUUCGGCCUGCUGAAAUCGCCUGCACUAGAUACGAGACGGCAAGUACAGGUGAAGAUGCUGGAAGGGUUACCACUUAUAUAACAAAUGGUGAGCGUGCAGCCUUUGCAGAGUUUCCUUACAUGGUGGCUUUGGGAUAUCCAAGAGAUGAUGGUUUGCCACAGCUGAGAUAUAUUUGUGGUGGAACUUUGAUUCAUGAAAAAUAUGUUUUAACUGCAGCCCAUUGCGUUAGUAACUUAGAUAAUGUAGUUCCAGUACAGGUAAAACUAGGUACCACAAAUCUAAAUACUAGCACUGAUGAUGAGCAGAACAUCAAGGUUAAAAAAAUAAUCUAUCAUCCUCAAUACAAGCGGAGUUUCAACUACCAUGAUAUUGCCAUUAUUGAACUACAAAGAGAGGUAACGAUAACUAAAACUGUCAUGCCUCUAUGUCUUCAAUUAAAGCCACUAUCGAAUUUAGAUACAUUAGCAAAUCAAGAUGUGUUAGUUAUGGGUUGGGGAGCAACGAGCUUGGAAGGUGAUGGUAACAACGAAUUACAGAAAACUUCUAGUUUAGCGUAA